Drosophila rhopaloa is the source of this 2113-nucleotide messenger RNA. RefSeq names its product ubiquitin carboxyl-terminal hydrolase CYLD (gene CYLD). Gene Ontology annotation, cellular component: cytosol. NCBI's taxonomy places the organism in Eukaryota, Metazoa, Arthropoda, Insecta, Diptera, Drosophilidae. The record is from RefSeq and is a predicted model, not a curated record. Gene Ontology annotation, biological process: protein K63-linked deubiquitination. The transcript has 11 exons. Gene Ontology annotation, molecular function: K63-linked deubiquitinase activity; cysteine-type deubiquitinase activity. The coding region runs from base 131 to 2059 and encodes 642 amino acids.
GAUACCGAUAUCCUGAAUUCAUUCCAAUCGCAUUCUAAAAGACACAAAUUGUAUAAAUACUAAAAUAAAAUUCACGGAAAUAACAAACUUAUAAUUUGUAUGUUAAAAAUAUCGCCUUUAGUUGGAAAUAAUGAAUUCCAAAUCCGAUCAUGAAGCAGAAAAAGAAAAAAAGUUGACCAUUACUAAUAGAUUUGGAGACUCACUGGAGAACUUUGAACUAUCCAACGAGAGCGAACACAAGACCCAAGUUUACUCGAAAAAGAUUCCUAACAGAAAGAAUGGAAUAUUAAAAAACAGCGAUACCAAUCGUGGUUCUGUCGAAAAUAACUAUCACGAGGAUGUGGAUUUGGCCGACAUUCUUGGAUCCAAUUGGCCCAAACGUGCAGGUGUGGCUGCUAUGAUUUUAAACAACAAAAGCAAAACAGUUACGGAACCUACCACUUGCGAAGACUCAAAUUUAAAAGCAGCUUCCCCCAUUUUAACAAAAAUAGAAACAGAGGAACCUUUACGUUUUACAAUUGCUGAUUACCAGCCUCUGAAUGAAAUACCAGGAACAGAGUUAGCUAUUGGUUCCCUGGUAGAAGUUUCGAGCUCUGCAGUGUGUGAAGACCUGUACGGCGUUAUUAGAUGGAUUGGCAUCCCGCCUGGGACACCGAAAAACGUGCUCGUUGGAAUAGAGGCUGAAGACGAAUCCAAUUUGAAGAAUGUUUUGACAUCAGAUGGAAAGCAUAAUGGUGUUCGCUUAUUCACUUGCCAUGAGGGUCGAGCUGUGUUUGUAUCAGCCAACAGAUGUACUGCUGACCGACGGUUCGCUGAUGUAGAUAACAGUAUUCCUGCAAGUAGAGCUUCCAAUAACCAGGCUAAGAAAUUUGGCGUCGCUGACUGUCCCGCUAUUUACGGUUCGGUUCCGCCAUUGGAGAUGCACAGCUCUGAGGAGCUUGCAAACAUUUGCGGAAAGUUUAAGGGAAUACAAGGACAUCAUAACUCCUGCUAUCUUGAUGCAACCCUAUUUUCGAUGUUUACGUUCACCAGUGUUUUUGAUUCAAUUCUGUACAGACAUCCGGGACCACAAGACAUUCGUAAUUACAGUGAAGUCCAAAAGGUUUUGCGCGAUGAAAUUGUCAACCCAUUGCGAAAAAACGUUUUUGUGCGAUCUGAUCGAGUAAUGAAACUUCGGGAGCUACUGGAUCAGCUUAGUUCUGUUAGCGGUCUUACCUGCGAGGAGAAAGAUCCUGAAGAGUUCCUAAAUAGCUUACUCUCACAAAUUAUGCGAGUUGAACCAUUUUUAAAGCUAAGCUCGGGGCAAGAUUCUUAUUUCUACCAACUAUUUGUGGAGAAGGAUGAAAAGUUAAAGUUACCAAGUGUUCAGCAACUGUUUGAACAAAGCUUCCACUCUUCGGAAAUAAAGCUAAAAGAGGUUCCUUCUUGUUUUAUCAUCCAAAUGCCUCGUUUUGGAAAAAAUUUUAAGAUGUAUCCAAGAAUAUUGCCAUCGCAAGUACUGGAUGUAACAGACAUCAUUGAGAAUUCUCCUCGACAAUGCUCGCUUUGUGGAAAACUUGCUGAGUAUGAAUGCCGUGAGUGCUUUGCAAGCCUGCAAACUGGAUCAGGACUUGAAUGUACCGCGUUUUGUCCCAAAUGUCUUGAAACUUUUCACUCUCACAUCAAAAGAACUAAUCAUGUGUCGAAAAAGAUCUUCAGUCCGAAAGAAUUUAGAAUUAUGGCCGAGCACAUGGUUGUCCCGCGAUUGUACAUGGAAUUAUUUGCUGUUGUUUGCAUAGAAACGUCUCAUUAUGUGGCUUUCGUUAAGUCUGGUUCCGGACCUGAUGCACCAUGGUGUUUUUUCGAUUCAAUGGCUGACAGAAAAGGUGAACAGAAUGGAUACAAUAUACCUGAAAUUACGUGUGUACCAGAAUUAACACAUUGGCUCUCGGAUGAAGGCGCACGAUCUAUAAAUGAAACUUCAACGAAUGAUAAAGAAUUACCUGAACACGCUAAGCGUAUUUUUUGCGAUGCCUAUAUGUGUCUGUACCAAAGCACAGAUAUUAUGAUGUACCAUUAGACAAAUUUAUCUAUAGUAAACAUGGAUACAAUAACAUUUUUGUAAAAGUCACAA